AUGGCUGAUGCGAAAAGAUCAACAAUAACGACAACUAAUAGCAGCAGCGGUGGCGGUAGCGGCAGCAGUAGCAGUAACAGCGGAAGUACCAGCAAGUCUCGCAAAUCCAAAACCGAUUUGAUUCGCAGCCUUGUCGGAUCCUAUCUGAAAGCGCGCAACUACAGUGUUAACGACCGUUAUCGAAAGUCGGAUCUCAUCCUCACGCAAUCAACUGAGCAAAUUGUGAUGAACACUGCCAUCAAAAACGAUACAUCGAUGGUGAACAGUUUUCUGUACUCCAACAUCUGCCUAAACUCAAACAUAACCCAAGUGGAAGCCCAUUUUGCCAACUUCGCCAAGUUUGUACGAAACCAACCGGAACCGAUGCGUACGGAAUUGAAUGAGAUUAUCCCACCGCUGCUAUGCCAUCUGUAUAUCGAGAUGUUGAAGGUGGUUACUUGGCGAUCGGCAAUCGAGUUUCUGCGCAAACAUGCACCGUUGGUGGGCAGGGUGGAACCCACCACCGGUCCGGCUGGUUCAUCGCCGCUGCUCAUGUUGAACCAGCAGAAACUAAACGGCACCAUUGACGGUUUGCCGCUCGGAGCAGAUGUGAGUUCGCUAAUGCCAUCGGCAACUAUGCACAGUUCCGCCAUUGUUUUCUCGCCCGUACGGUUCCAAGAUUCGACACGUUUCGAAUCGUACCGAAGAUUGAUCCAUAAACUGUCACAAAUUGCACGGUUUCAGGACUGCGAAAGUGAACCACUGUUGGUGCAGUUUCGCUCCUGUCAAACGCAAUUACGUUUCCGUUCCGAGUCUAUUGCUGCCAUGCGCCAGUACUUGGCCAAACAUGGCCAUUCGCUUAUACUGCAAACGUUGCGCACGUGGUUCUACUUCGAUACGGUCGACGACAAGAACUUUGUAGACUGUCAGCCGGACACUUCUGCAGCUAUUGCCCAACUGAAUUCCACGAUCGGGCGUUCACUAGCAGUUCGAUUGAACUCCUCGAACGGGCAGCUAAACGGUAGCAGCCUACCGAUGGAAUUAGACGAAACCGGACCGGAAGAUGUAUCGAAACGAACCGUACCAGAGUAUGAUUUCACCGAACAUAACGAACGUGAAAACGAACGCUAUCUAUUGCUGAAUGGUUUUAAUGCCCGAUAUUUGCGCUACAAAAUGCUUGAUGCGGAGAACGGUACGAUCACGAACGAUCGGAUCGGUUCGGCAAUACUCGGCGAAGAUGAAGAUGAGGACGAAUAUGGUAAUUGUAUUAAGGACCCGCAAGCCUCCCAAAGUGGAAUUUCGGAACAGCAGCAACAAAACGAUCCGGUUACUGGUAGCAUUGGUAUGGAUGGAAUGUUCCCGCGAAUGGACAGUCAGGAACGGUUGCGAAGGUUGCAGGAAAGUGCAGAAAAGUUGUCUAUGUAUCAGCGGCCACUGUGCGUGUACAGCUUAGAAAACGUUGGUCAACAGCUGACGAGUAUGGCGAUCGAUGCCGGUUGCUGCCAUGUUGCGAGCGGGUUCGAAGACUCCACCAUUAUGCUCUGGUCGACCAACCGUAGCACUCAGAUGGGCCGCAAACCGUAUGCCAACUUUCGCGACCGGCAAUGCUGUUGGAAUGUGACUUCCUGUGAUAGUAGAUUUAGUGAAUCGGAUGAAUCCGAUGAUGAAGGUGCAGAUGGUGGAAACGGUACGGACGAGUCGGAGUAUCGGAUAGCGGGAGGGGACAGAAACCGCCAAGACGGCACGUCACUGCUGGACGAUGGAAUAGAUAGUAUGUUCGAUUUGCGUAAACCGGCUGAUAUCAAACGGGCGAAUAAGUUGCUACCGCCGCAUAAACGGCGCCUUACCAAACGGGAACGCUGGAAGCAAUUUCUCGACAAUCGCUGCUUGGAAAACACUUUCUCCGAAACUGGUGGAUUGUCUUUGCGCGGACACGGCAAUGCCGUCACGGAUCUUCUCUUCUCCGAAUUCAGUCCGCUGCUGGUAAGCGUUUCUCGGGAUUGUACCAUGCGCGCUUGGACGGGUAGUGACUAUACGUGCCGAGCAAUAUACCGCGGACACAAUCAUCCCAUAUGGUGUGUCGCGGAAAGUCCUACCGGGCUGUAUUUUGCUACCGGUUCACGGGACUCAACCGCUCGCUUGUGGUCUACCGAUCGUCGGUUUCCACUGCAAAUGUACGUAGGCCAUACGCAGGAUGUCGAUACAGUGGCAUUUCAUCCUAACGGGAACUAUUUAGCCACCGGUUCGACCGAUCUGUCCGUGCGGUUGUGGUGUGUUACCACAGGGAAAUUAUUGCGUAUCUUUACUGACUGUCGGCAACCGGUACAGAGGAUAUGCUUUAGCCCUGAUGGAAAAUAUCUUGCUGCGGGAGGGGAGGAGAAUCGAGUGCGCAUUUUCGACCUAACGGCCGGUUCGCAGCUGACAGAGCUGAAAGAUCACACAGCGGCCAUUACUUGCAUCACAUGGAGCAAGGACAGUGGUCAUUUCGUUUCGUCUUGUGCGGAUGGCACGAUACGAAUCUGGGAUGCGAAGCGCAUGUUACUUCCCUCAUCAUCCUCUUCUUCCUCCACUUCCACCACGUCCAAUGCAUCGACUACGUCGAUGCAAAUGCCCACACGGGAACUAUCGUCCACUUCAGGGCGAAGCAUCAAUUUCGCUACACUUAACAAUGGUACCACCACCAAUCCAAAGAUGAACAUCACAACUAAUCCACAGCAACAAGCGACUCCUGCUGGGAGUAGUGGUAGAAGUGGUACAGGAUUGACGUCGCAACAGCUGCAUCAUGCUACGGGCAAUGUGGCAUCAUCAGGGUUACCUCCAAACGCACCGAUGUCGUCGUUGGGCGCCGCUAGUUCCGUCAAUAGCAAUAAUCUCCUGCUCGCAUACUCAACCGGUUGUCGGCGAAUUUAUCGACUGCACUAUAAUAAGCUUAGCGGUGGAUUAUCGUGUUUAGGAAGUAGUUAA
This is a messenger RNA of Anopheles marshallii, 2943 nucleotides long. RefSeq lists its product as uncharacterized. Bases 1 to 2943 code for a protein of 980 amino acids. The transcript has 5 exons. Lineage: Eukaryota; Metazoa; Arthropoda; Insecta; Diptera; Culicidae. Gene Ontology annotation, molecular function: protein binding; RNA polymerase II general transcription initiation factor activity. The record is from RefSeq and is a predicted model, not a curated record.